Messenger RNA from Alternaria conjuncta, 585 nucleotides. RefSeq lists its product as uncharacterized. Lineage: Eukaryota; Fungi; Ascomycota; Dothideomycetes; Pleosporales; Pleosporaceae. The coding region runs from base 1 to 585 and encodes 194 amino acids. The transcript has a single exon. The record is from RefSeq and is a predicted model, not a curated record.
AUGGGCAGGGGUUACAUAACGGAUUGGAUACAGCGGUUCACCCCCAUCGUUAUCGACCCAGAACCAUCGACAGAAGCCAAAGAACUCUUGCCAAAGCCGACUUUCCAUCAUUUCUCCCGCCUGCCUGCCGAGAUUCGUGUCAAUAUUUGGGCUAUCGCACUUCAAGAUCAAUAUAAGGAGCGUCCUCGCAAGGACUCUCUCGUCUGGAUAUUCGAUCGCAUAGAGAACAAUGUCACCCUGUUCAGGAGCCAAGAUGGUUUCUACGUCAAUACAAGCCGAGGCUACCCUACACACUUUUUCGUCAACCGCGAAGCCCGCUCCGAAGCCGCUCGUUGCGAUGGAGGUGCAUGGCUGCCCUUGGAUGAUGGCGCUGUCAAGGUCUACAUCAAUUUCGACAAGGAAGAUGUCCGCCUUCAUGACAGCCGCGCUGGGGCUCUAAAUGAUUCGCUCUGGUCCACAGGCGCGUGGGGUAUCCUCGCAAAAGAAGCGUGGUGCCCUGAAGUUCUUGCGGAAACGAGUGAGUACGGUGAAACUGUCCUCAUAUCGCAUUGGGUUGGGCACAAGAAGGCCGGUGAAACGACUUGA